Messenger RNA from Hevea brasiliensis (rubber tree), 1350 nucleotides. Its product is annotated as FKBP12-interacting protein of 37 kDa. Gene Ontology annotation, biological process: regulation of alternative mRNA splicing, via spliceosome. NCBI's taxonomy places the organism in Eukaryota, Viridiplantae, Streptophyta, Magnoliopsida, Malpighiales, Euphorbiaceae. The coding region runs from base 134 to 1171 and encodes 345 amino acids. Gene Ontology annotation, cellular component: nucleus. The record is from RefSeq and is a predicted model, not a curated record. The transcript is spliced from 14 exons.
UUCUUCGUCGCGUUUAUUCGUAAAGAAAAGGGAACAGUUACAAGUUUUCACUCUUUAGUCUUCACUUCCUCUCUCCCUUCCAUUUCCCACACAAAAUCAAACUUAAAAAUUAGGGUUUCCUUCCUUGCUUUCCAUGGCCUCUCACAACCAUCUCGAUGAUGAUGAUGAUUUUGGCGGUGAUUUUCCCGGGAGCCACAGUACUAGGCGUUCAGAUAAUAAGAGAAGCUUUGGAGAUCUUGAGGACGAUGAAGUUGAUAUUUUUAGCUCAAAGAAGGGUAAUACAAAGGUAGAAGAAACUGCAAUGAUUUUAUCUCUUCGUGAGAGUGUUGAAAAUUGUAAAAAUGCACUCACAACAUGCCAAACAGAGCUUGAAGCUGCGAAAUCUGAAAUUCAGAAGUGGCGCUUAGCAUUUGAGAAUGAAUCUUUCAUACCUGCUGGGGCAUCUCCUGAACCUAAACUUGUGAUCAAUUACCUUCAGACCGUGAAAUCCUCUGAGGAGUCUUUGAGAGAACAGCUAGAAAAAGCAAAGAAAAAAGAAGCUGCCUUCAUUGUAACAUUUGCAAAACGAGAGCAAGAGAUAGCAGAAUUAAAGUCUGCAGUUCGGGAUUUGAAAGCACAGCUCAAGCCACCAUCAAUGCAGGCAAGGAGAUUAUUGUUGGAUCCAGCAAUUCAUGAGGAAUUUACACGUUUAAAGAAUUUGGUUGAGGAGAAAGACAAAAAGGUAAAGGAACUGCAGGAUAAUAUUGCUGCUGUCAAUUUUACCCCACAAAGCAAGAUGGGGAAGAUGCUUAUGGCAAAAUGUAGAACCCUGCAAGAGGAAAAUGAGGAGAUUGGAAAUCAAGCUACUGAAGGAAAGAUGCACGAACUAGCAAUGAAACUUGCUUUGCAGAAAUCUCAAAAUGCAGAACUCAGGAGUCAAUUUGAAGGACUUCACAAACACAUGGAGGGCCUGACUAAUGACGUGGUGAAAUCAAAUGAAAUGGUUAUCAUAGCUUCCUUUUUCAUUUUGCUAGUACUUGUAUUGCAAGAGGAGCUAGAAGAGAAGGAUCUCGAACUUAAUAGGCUGAAGCUUGAACUCCAGCUGAAAAGCCUUGAGGCUGAAAAAGCUGAUUCAGCUCCUGAUAAUAUAGAUGGCGAUGACAUGAUCAAACGGGAAACUGAGAUAGAAUAGACAAAAACUUUCGGUAGAUUAUUAUCAUUUUUCCCCCGUCUCUGUACAUUAAACAUGCCUCUUAUUAGUUGAUCAUUCUUUUUUUAACAUUUUGUAUCCUGGGGAAUUACAUUUAAUGGCCCAGAUUGGGUCUGAAGGGUAAAAGUCGAUAAAUGACCUACAGGUUGAGAUCAUAAAAA